AUGUCGGCUAGAGAAGCCCAUAUUAGGCCAUCAGGAGCGAACUCUAUUACAAGCAAAGAUCAUGGGUUUAACGACAAGGGUCCCUUGCUUUUACCGCGUAUCGACUGCUCGGGCUUCACCUCAACAAUACCUGUCGCCACUGCGCCACCUUACGGAUACUGUAUGCAAGACACUGUUACAAUCGACAGUGUCCUUCGACAUUUGUGUUCCCCAAAACAGCCAUCAUUUCCCCUACAAAAAUUGAACCAUGCCACCGGCCUGAACGGAAGUGUGUCACACACCCAAGAAUAUCCUGCGGGUAUUGACCAUAAGAGUGUUGACCACAGGAGUGCUGACCACAAGAAUGUUGACUGCAACGAAAAAUUUGGCAUGGGUCUACACUCGUCUACCAAUGGACUCAAUGGCCUGGAGCCAACUCAAUGCCACGCCGCCGGCAACCAUGCGGCGAAUCAAUCUAUAAAAGAGAGAAACACUGGUACCCCAUUCGCAGGAGACCAGGCUAGCAUUCCAGAACCCCUCGCAAUCAUCGGGAUUGCCUUCCAGUUUCCAGGUGGUGUAACCACGGAAGGUGGUUUUUGGGAGAUGUUGGUGGAGAAGACCUGCAUGUCGAGUGAAUAUCCUUUGGAAAGGAUGAAUGUCAAGUGUUUUUUCGAUCCUUCUGGGAAAAAACAAAACACAGUUCAUACGAAACGAGCUCAUUUUCUCAAAGAUGACAUCUACCAUUUCGAUGCUCCAUUCUUUUCCAUCUCAUCCAGCGAUGCAACGGCUAUGGAUCCGUGUCAACGAACUCUAAUGGAAACAACAUACCGUGCCCUUGAGAGCGCAGGCUUGACGCUUCAGUCUGUAUCUGGGACAAACACUUCUGUUCACGUUGGUUGCUUCUCUAGUGACUACAUGCUCUCUGCUUUCAGAGACCCGCAAGACAUCCAGAAGUACUCCGCUACGGGUGUAUCGAGUGCUUUGCUAUCCAACAGGCUCAGUUGGUUCUUCAAUCUUCAGGGACCAAGCUUGACGGUUGAUACGGCCUGCUCUAGCGGCAUGGUCGCGCUCGAUCUCGCCUGCCAGGGCCUUUGGAGUGGUCAAAGCGAUAUUGCUAUAAUCGCGGCUUCAAACUUGAUAUUAUCACCUGAGAUUAACAUCUCGUUGAGUAACAUGAAUUUUUUAUCCCCGGAUGGUCGCUGCUUCAGCUUCGAUCAUCGAGCAAAUGGGUAUGCCAGAGGUGAAGGGGUUGCGACAUUAGUGGUGACACCUCUUUCCAAAGCACUAGCCAUCGGAGUUCCCAUUCGAGCACUCAUUCGUUCAGUGUGUACAAAUCAGGACGGACGGACAACUGGUGGCAUAACUCAGCCGAGCCAGAACAUGCAAGCGGCCCUGAUUCGCGAGACUUACCGAAGGGCAAACUUAGACAUGGCCCAUACGCGAUUCUUCGAGGCCCACGGAACCGGGACUGCGAUUGGCGACCCGACAGAGGCAAACGCGAUAGGAGAGUGCUUUCGUUCGCAUCGAUCAGGGUGUGAGCCCCUUCAUGUUGGGGCUCUCAAGUCAAAUAUUGGACACCUGGAAGGCACCAGUGGGCUAGCUGGGAUUAUCAAAGCUGUCCUUGCCAUUGAGCGAGCUACCAUACCUCCGAAUACGAAUUUUGAACGCCUAAAUCCCGAGAUUGAUGGCGAGUUCCUCAGGGUUCACUUUCCUCAAGAAUCCAUACCCUGGCCAAAUUCUGGCGCUAUUAGAAGGGCAUCUAUCAAUUCCUUUGGAUUUGGGGGGGCAAACGCGCAUGUUGUUCUCGAUGAUGUGCAAUCCUACCUCCAGAGGACCAGGCUUGACGGAACUAGAACUCUCGGCAACGUCGCUAUCGAUUCGACUGUUGCGUUGAAGGAUACGUUGGGAAAUGGAGCCCACAAUUUCACGCCUCAUCUCCUUAUUUUCUCGGCCGCCGAUAAAACAGGUAUAUCCCGCCAAACUGAAGCCCACAAGAGAUUUCUUGAGGAUUUCGGAUUAGAUUAUACCUCAGAUUUUUUUGCCAACUACUCCUUCACUCUUGCCACAGGCCGCACUGGACAUGCCUGGAGGGCUUUCCAUGUUCUGAGGUCGCCAAAUCAGUUCGCCGAAGUCACUGACCUCACCCCAAUCAAAUCACCCCGACAGGCUUCCAAGAUGAAUCUUGGCGCAAUUUUCACGGGUCAAGGGGCUCAGUGGCUAGGAAUGGGUAAAGAACUGCUCAAGAGCAAUGCCUUUCUCCAAAGUGUCCAGAAAUCUGAGGAAUGUCUCGCAGCUUUGGGGUAUAUGCGGUCCCUCGUCGAGUUCCUUGAUGCUGAGACGGACGCCUCUAUUCUCACUCAGGCUCGAUUCAGCCAGGUUCUAACAACUGUCAUUCAGAUAGCCUUAGUCGACCUAAUAGAAUGGCUCGAAAUCGCCCCAAGAGUUGUGGUUGGCCAUUCUUCCGGGGAAAUAGCGGCUGCCUAUGCAGCUGGGCAUAUUUGUCGCUAUGACGCCGUCAAAGUGGCUUAUUACAGAGGUCUCCUUGGGUCCAGGCUGGAAGAGAACGGGGGACCCAGAUAUGCAAUGGCCGCUGUCGGGUUGUCGAAGGAGCGAGUUCUGGAAGAGCUGGAAAUGAUACAUCAAGAAUAUGGUCAAAGUGAACGAAGAAGCCAGCUUGUAGUAAGUUGCAUCAACAGUCCUUCUAAUGUUACCCUUUCGGGUCCAGAGGCAGAGGUCGAGUCACUCGUCGCACGAUUAACCUCACGGGCUAUCUUUGCGCGGAGACUCAAGGUCAACCUCGGCUACCAUUCACCACAGAUGGCUUGUAUUAGUGAUGAAUACCAGGCGCUUAUCGGCAAGAUGAAGACUCGACCGAAAGGUGGUAUGACUCGGCCUCUGAUGAUUUCUUCAAUUACUGGUGAACCCAUCGACCGCGAUACUGUAUGCACAAGCAAGUACUGGACGCAGAAUAUGGUAUCUCCAGUCGACUUUCUGAGCGCCAUACGAUCGUGCGGUUCUUCGAAUAUCUCCGAUACGAAGUCUCUCGGAGUUGGAAAAGUCACUGUGCCACAAAUCCAUGCAUGGCUAGAGAUUGGACCUCAUGCGGCUCUGAGAGGGCCGGUUCGAGAGAUCUUGACUCUUUUAUCGGCGGAAACGGACAUUGUGUAUACUUCGGUUCUUUUGCGCUACCAAUCUGCACUCUCGACUAUGAUGUCCGCUGCAGGAUAUCUGCAUUGUCAUCACAUUCCCAUGAAUCUUGGGCGGGUUACUGGUCUAGGCCUUCGUCCGGAGGUCAUGAAUUCCCGAACCAUCUUACCCAAUUUACCCCCAUAUCAGUUCAACCACAGUAUCAAGUAUCUAGAAGACUCGCUUGUGGACUCAAAUUUCAGAAACCGACAGCAUGGUCCACAUGAUCUACUCGGACUCCGCGUAGGAGACUCAAACCCAUACGAGGCAGAGUGGAGGCUCAUCAUUAGGGCAAAUGAAAUGCCAUGGAUAAGGGACCACAAAGUCAAUGGCUCCAUCUUGUAUCCUGCAUCUGGGAUGCUGAGCAUGGCAAUUGAAGCAACCAAGCAGCUUCAUUCGGCGGCCCCCCCUACAGCAUUUCUCUUGGAGGAUGUUGAGAUUCCUUCGCCAAUAUUUGUUGCCAGCCCGGAGGGAAAGGUGGAAGUUCGUAUUCACAUGUCUACCCAGGACAAGCAAUCGGGAGUCCAUGACUUUCGCAUAUUCGUCUUGAAACCGAGCAACGACUAUGAGGUCGUAUGUUAUGGCAGAGUACAAGCUGAGUACGAGCAACCACCAUCUGAUGUUGACAGCGGCCGAGAACGGUCUCAGAAGGCUGCUAGUGUGGCCCAGCAGCAUGAAAGCACCAUGAAAGCAUGCUCACACCCAGUGGUACACGAAUGGUAUCAGACUAUUCAGGAGACUACGGGACUGGAAUAUGGGCCAGCAUUCCAAAGGCUAAUCACUGUUCGGUCUGACAACUCCAGAAACGCGACUGCAAUCUUGACGCCAUACGAUGUCGAGGCAAGCACACAGUACGUAGUUCACCCUGCUGUUCUUGACGCCACCUUCCAAAUCUGUUUCGCUACAUUUGGCGCUGGGCUGAAAUCCGUCACGAUGGUACCAACCCGUAUUGCCAGGCUUUGGCUUCUCUUGCAUGAGCUGAGGAGGGGGCAUAUGGCAAACGACUCGACAAGGGAGCGAGAUCCAAACAAGAGCUCUGAGCUGACUAUAUACUUGCAGUACAUGGGUAUGAUAUCGCUCUCAGGGUUGGCUCAUUCUAACCAGUCAGAUGCGAGAGAGAGGGUAACUGCGUCUGCAGAGAACGUGUUCCAACAUCACGCCUCCUUUAACAUCAAGGUAAUUAGCGAGCAAAGCGGUCUGACUUUGCGGCUCGAAGUCGACGGGCUCGAACUUACAGCUAUAUCCAGUAGACAAGAGAAUCCUAGAACUCUAUGCGAAGCAAGAAACCUAUGCAGUCACAUCGAAUGGGAUGUCGACCUGGAUAUGCUUGAAAAUAGUGAAGUUCAAACUUACUGCGAAGAUGUCAGAGCGACAACUACACCAUUUCCUGCUACCUUUUCCGAAAGCCUGACUAAGAUUUCGAUACAAUUUGGGAGAGAAGCUCUCCGUCUGGUCGGCAACGACGACAUCUGCCUUUCCAUGCGCAAGUAUGCGGAUUGGCUUCGUCGCCGCAUUAUCGAGUUGAGUCCUCAAUUUGAGGAGCUUACACCAGACCAGCUGCAUCUGGAGAUCGAAAAUGUACUUCCAAGCGUCCGAGCGGACCUACACAUCACGAUAGGAAAGCAAAUGCACUUGCUGCUCCAAGGAAUUGUCGACCCACUCGAACUAUUAUUCAGAGACCAAGGGAGGAUGGAUGCAUUCUACGCCGAAGCAAUGCAGGACUCAUCGUACUUGAAGCCCUUUUCGCGGUUCUUGGAAAGUAUCACCCAUAAGACUCCGAAUUUGAGGUUUCUCGAAAUUGGUGCUGGCACUGGCGGGACAACGAGAGAAGUCUUGAAAGCAAUUGGUGAUAACGAUAGAGGAAUUGCAUUCGAGGACUAUACAUUUACCGACAUUAGCCCUUCUUUUCUCCAGAAGGCUAGAGAGACCUUUUCGGGGCAACUUAAAAUGUCAUACAAGGUCUUGAACAUUGAGAAGGAUCCCAAACCACAGGGCUUCGAAUCCUCGGCGUAUGAUGUCGUUCUAGCAGACAAUAUACUUCAUGCCACAAUGAACCUGACAGAUACACUUGCAAAUGUGAGCAAGCUCUUGAAGCCUGGGGGAAAGCUCAUCUUGCGAGAGUUGACGGCCCCAGAGAGGCUACUAACGGGGUACGUCUUCGGACUUCUACCAGGAUGGUGGCGCUCAUCCGAACGAGAGAGACAAGAUAGUCCGUGCCUUAAUAUCAGCAUUUGGGAUCAGCAGCUCCGAAAUUCUGGCUUUUCUGGUGCGGAUAUUAUCCUACGGGAUCACCUCGAUGAACCCUAUAACCCACAGUGUACUUUCAUCAUCACAACGGCAACCGAAGCACACUAUGAUGCAGUUGAGUCGCAGAUUCAAGUCUCUCCCAUAUUUGUUGCCAACCAAUUAUCUAGUGCUCUCAAAGAGCAGGCGUCUCUGGUUGCCAGUCAUAUCUCUCUUCGGGAAAGCCCCCAGACUUCCAGUCUCAUUGACAUAUCUGAUCUCGUUGAACGCCAGCCCCAACGACACAACAUUAUCUUGUUCGAUGACCAUGAAAAUUCCAUUCUGGGUAAUCUGGGUGAGACCGAAUUUCAUUCACAGAAACAGCUGCUCGCUUACUCUCGGAGUCUUCUUUGGGUUAAACCGUAUGGCUUUCACAAUGCAUCUGGAACGCUCCAGCUUGCGAUGAGCGAUGGUUUGUGUCGUGUAAGCAGGUACGAAUACAUCAAACCUACCCUUGUAAGCCUGUCGCUUGAAGGGGCCCUAGACUCUUCCCGUUCGAAGCAUGUCGUCAAAUUAUUUGCUGUCAUCCAGGAACACAUGCAACGAAGAAGCUCUGAGGUGGAGCCGGAAUACGCAGAGAUAAAGGGCCGACUUUGCGUCAACCGAAUCAGAACGGCGAGAGCGCACCGCAAACCCGGUUGUCCAGCAGCGGGAGGCCUUCAGACACUCAGGAUUGGUAUUCGCGUCCCUGGAUUACUGGAUACCAUGACUUACUACGAAGAAGGCCCUGUCAGCGACCCUUUACCCGCUAAUGAGAUUGGUGUUGAGAUCAAAGCGAUAGGUGUCAAUUACAAAGAUCUGCUCGCCCUUCUAGGUCGUGCCAAGUCUGAUGACUUGGGCUGUGAAUAUUCUGGUAUCGUUCGUAGUGUCGGCAAAUCCGUCACUAAUAUCAAGAUUGGAGACCGCGUGGCUUUGGUUGCGCUGGACAACUUCAAGACUCACACUCGAGUUAAAGCUACCAGGGCCCAUCGCAUACCGGACAGAAUGAGCUUCACGGAAGCUGCAGCAAUCCCAACCGCUUACUGCACAACAUACUAUGCACUUGUUCACGUGGCACGUCUUCAACCCGGGGAGACUAUCCUCAUCCAUUCGGCAGCCGGUGGAACGGGGCAGGCUGCAGUGCAGCUGGCGCAAUGGAUAGGAGCAGAAGUAUUUGCUACUGUGGGUGACAACUACAAAAAGAAGCUUCUGAGAGAGGUCUACGGUAUUGCCGACGACCAUAUUUUCUAUUCUCGCGAUACUUCGUUUGCUAGCGGGAUUAAGCGUAUCUUACAAGAUGGAAUUGACGUGGUACUGAAUUCGCUCCCGGGAACCUUGCUGGAGGCAUCCUGGGAUUGCAUCGCGCCUUUCGGUCGAUUCGUAGAAAUUGGGUUGAAGGAUGCCUUCUUAGGGCACAAUCUACCCAUGGACGUCUUCCUGAAAAAUGUUUCAUUUUCUUCAGUGGAUAUGAGUUUGAUCGCAAAACGGAAAGGAGAACUCUGUAAGCAAAUGCUGGGGGAAGUGUUCAACCUAUUCGACCAGCAGAAGCUGAGUGUCGGCAAUCCUCUUCACAUAUACCCUCUUGGAGAGAUCGAGCAGGCAUUUCGCUUCCUUCAGAGUUGUUCCCGUAGGCUUAUCAACACCUCCAGGUUCUUCAAUGGUAUACUAAUGACCCGCCAGGUUACCCAAGGGCCCCAUUCUCCUUACCAACUAUCUGAGAAUGCAACGUAUAUCAUCUCGGGAGGCCUGGGAGCCAUAGGUCUCGCGAUUGCUCGUUGGCUCGUUCAGAGGGGAGCGAAACACAUGAUACUCCUCUCUCGAACCGGCGGCGACACGAACUCCUCCGCUAUGGGUUUCAUGGACCAGAUGCGCGAUAUCGGCGUCGAGGUCUAUUCACCAUCAUGCGAUAUUACAAAUCUGGGGACACUAAAGUCUACCUUAGCUCGUUUUGCGAAAAGGAUGCCACCAGUCAGAGGAUGCAUCCAAGCUGCAAUGGUUCUGCGAGACGCAACGCUUUCUAGCAUGAGUCUGGACGAGUGGACCCAGGCGAUCCGUCCAAAAGUGGAGGGUUCCUGGAAUCUCCAUCUUACGAUGCCUGCUGGCAUGGACUUUUUCGUGAUGUUGUCGUCCUGCGCUGGUGUAUUUGGAAACGGAGGCCAAGCCAACUACGCUGCUGGUAACACUUAUCAGGACGCUCUCGCAGCCUACCGGGCUAGGAUUGGGGAGAAAGCAGUAUCGCUCGAUAUAGGGUAUGUUCUCGAAAACGGUGUGGUUGCCAAUACCAAAGCGGGAACAGACCGCUUGACCAACUUGCAUACGCUACGUCGGACAACGAUUCCAGAAAUAUGUGCAUUGUUGGACAUCUACUGCCAACCAGGAACCAUCGGAUAUCGACUAGAAAGCCAGGUAGUCUUGGGUUUUGAGAUACCCGCGGACAUCAUGGCCAAGGGUGAAGAGGUCGAACAAUUCAUGAAAAAACCAAUGUUUCGCCACAUGUUUAAUCUACAAUCCAUGGACACUCCGCAUGCAGUUUCAUCCAACCGAGGGAAGACAUUGGGGUUGGCCCUCAGCGAGGCGACCACCCCGGAAGGGGCGACUCGCAUUGUCUCAAUGGCGCUAGCUGAGAAGAUUGACGUCCAUCAUUCGCUGGUCGCAUAUGGAAUCGAUUCUCUUAUUGGAUUGGAAUUAAAUAAUUGGCUGCUGAAAGAGACGGGAGUGGAUGUUCCCGUCUUGGACCUUUUAGGCGGCGCAUCCCUGGAAAAUAUCGCAGUAGGUAUUGCGCAGAAAAGGAAAUCGGAGUCAACGCCAACGAAAGCAUGA
Molecule: messenger RNA, 8247 nt
Organism: Lindgomyces ingoldianus
Lineage: Eukaryota; Fungi; Ascomycota; Dothideomycetes; Pleosporales; Lindgomycetaceae
Exons: 13
Coding region: 1-8247 (2748 amino acids)
Biological process (GO): secondary metabolite biosynthetic process; fatty acid biosynthetic process
Molecular function (GO): oxidoreductase activity; phosphopantetheine binding; fatty acid synthase activity
Source: RefSeq, a predicted model, not a curated record